AUGACCCACAUGGACCCCUCCGACCCCGGCAGUACCCCGAGCAUCGCGCGGAUCUAUGACUACGUGCUCGGGGGCUCGGCGAACUUCCAGGUCGACCGCGAGGCCGCCCAGGUCCUGCUCGACGCGUUCCCGGGCGAGCGCGACUACGCGUGGAUCAAUCGGGCGUUCCUCCGGCGGGCGGUGACCGAGCUCUGCGCGCUGGGCGUCGACCAGUUCCUCGACCUCGGCUCCGGCAUCCCGACCGUGGGCAACGUCCACGAGAUCGCGCACCGGGUGAACCCCGAGGCCCGCGUCGCCUACGUCGACAUCGACCCGGUGGCGGUGCACCACGCCCGCGGCCUGCUGGACGGCGACCCGCGCGUCACCGCCACCGAGGCCGACGUCCGCGACCCGCGGUCGGUCCUCGACGCGCCCGGCGUCCGCGGCCUGCUCGAUCUCGAUCGGCCGGUCGCCGUGCUGGUCGUGGCCCUGCUCGACAUCCUCGAGGUCGACGACGCCGGCGCCCUCGUGGCCGCGUACCGCGACGCGUGCGCGCCGGGCAGCGCCCUCGUCGUCACCAACGGGUGCCAGAUGGCCGCGACCGACGCCGAGCUCGAGGCGUUCCGCGCGGUGCUGGCCCGGACCCCCACGCCGACGAUGACGAUGCGGUCGGCCGACGAGGUCGCGGCCCUGUUCGCGGGCUACACCCUGCUCGAGCCCGGCGUCGUGCCCAGCGCGGCGUGGCGCCCCGACGUCCCCGUGACCGCCGAGCAGGCGGCCGGGUCGAACAGCUGGGGUGCGGUCGGCCUCCGGGCGUGA
Messenger RNA from Theobroma umbraticum, 798 nucleotides. The record is from RefSeq and is a predicted model, not a curated record. Lineage: Eukaryota; Viridiplantae; Streptophyta; Magnoliopsida; Malvales; Malvaceae.